Messenger RNA from Diuraphis noxia (Russian wheat aphid), 660 nucleotides. RefSeq lists its product as uncharacterized. Gene Ontology annotation, cellular component: SCF ubiquitin ligase complex. Gene Ontology annotation, biological process: SCF-dependent proteasomal ubiquitin-dependent protein catabolic process. NCBI's taxonomy places the organism in Eukaryota, Metazoa, Arthropoda, Insecta, Hemiptera, Aphididae. The record is from RefSeq and is a predicted model, not a curated record.
GCCGUGGCCGCCGAGACGCCAGAAGACCUUCUUGCGCUUACCGCGGCCGACUGUUCCGGGCUGGGCCCGUCCGCGUACAAGCGGUUGGUGCCAGCAUCUCGUCGGUUGCGCCGGUUGACCAUGAAGGCCGCGCGGCAAAUAGACGACGACGGGUUCAAGGCCAUAGCUGGAAUGCCUUCGCUUCAACACCUUGACAUGGAAGGCAUGGCUGAUGUMACAUCCGACGGCCUGCUCAGCGGUCUUGUGAGCGCCGUCGGACUACAAUCACUGGGCCUGGCCGACUGUCCGUACGUGACGGACGAUGUUCUACGCCGGAUCAGUGAGAUGAGACAGCUGCGUAACCUCCGGCUGGACCUGACCGACUGCGACAAGACGACGGCGGCCGGCGUGACAGACAUGCUGUCCGGCUGCGAACGACUACGCGAGCUGGACCUGACGCUGCCGUUGAAUGCCGACUACGUGGCCGCAGCCGCGUCUGCAAGCCACCUGGACCAGCUCCGGACGUUCCGGCUGACAUUCGAGCGGCUAUCGUUUCAAGACCACCUGGAUGACCAGCCGACUGACCCCGAUUGGCAAAGUUCGUUGGCCGCUGGUUUCCGCGACGAUGUCGAGUUCAGUGUCCGGCAGAUGUUCACCAAGAUCACCGUGACGGUCGACUGA